GUGGGAGUGCGCGUUGGCAAAGUAGCCGCGAGCGUUCUGGACGAGUUCGUUCGCGCCGCGGCUCUGGAACAAGUAACUUUGACACACAACUCCUCAACAACAGCAGUGACCCUCACAUUUAGCAUAUUUCACCCAGUUUAGUACACGGAACACCUGGGAUAUCGCUUCAGCUGUAUCCAUAUCAACACACCGCACGCACCUCACUAUGCUCCUUUCUUCCUGCUGAUGACCUUUGACCUCUGGCAACGAUGGCAGACCGCCCGUUGGCUCCUGGUCAGAGGUACAUAGAGGUGGAAUACGACUAUGAUUAUAAAUCCAAAGACCGUUUAAUCACCAUUAAACAGGGGGAAUGUUAUCUGCUAAUAAAGAAGACCAAUGAUGACUGGUGGCAGGUGUGCAAGGAGGAGGGCAGUAAGCCCUUCUAUGUUCCGGCACAGUAUGUACGAGAAGUGCGACGAGCUCUCAUGCCCCCUCCAAAACCCCUCCCGCAAACAGGGUUGGGGGCAAGAGGGGGAACUGGAAACAUUCGGCCAUCUGCCCUGGAUAUCCAGCGAUCAGAUGAGAAGAAGAGCCCAUCCCCCUCCACUGGGCAAAGCACCAAGUUAUUGCCACCCAGAGAUGACCGGGGCAGCCCGGGCAGCCCUACAGGGCAUGCCCCCUACACACAAAUAAACACAACCCACGGUUCGCUUCCUCUAUUGAGAGCAGAGUCCCCAAGUCACAAAACUGAUGGAGAAAGGGACAAAAACAGGGAGUUGGAGAAGCGGGAUCAAGGACGGGAAAAAAGUGCAAUUCAGGAAGAGUUAGCCAGAGAGCGAGGAGGCUUGGUUAAGAACCAAAAUGACUCUGAGUCUGGGGAAGAGCUCAGCAGCGGUUCCAUCGAUAACCUGCAGCCUGUGUCUGCAGGACAGGGUAGGCCUGAUUCUCCUGUCUCCAUAAAUCUUCAGGAGCUGAAGAUCUCUCAGUCCUCUACCCCGCCACUGCCGUCCUCUUCUCCACUUCACACCAAUGGUGACUGGGAGACUCACAAAAAUCAGAAUGGCAGACACUUUUACUACAAUCGCAGCACGAAGGAGAGGACCUGGAAACCCCCCCGGGCACAGGACAGCCUCACCAGGAAAGAGGAAAGACAAGAGACGACUGACGCUGAGAAUCUGUCUUCGGAGGAGAACUGUCUGAGCAGCCAAUCAGAUAGCCAAUAUGGUUCGCCCCCUAGAGGCUGGUCUGAGGAAAUGGAUGAGCAUGGACACACACUGUAUGUGUCUGACAAUACUAAUGAGAAGUGGCUUAGACACACAGAUGAGCGAGGCCGACUGUAUUACUACAGUGCAGAUGGCUCUAGAUCUGAAUGGGAGCUUCCUAAAAUUGGUCUAAAAUCACAGUCUAACCUAUCCCCUCUGCUGCCAGGAGGUGGGGACUCACACAAAACUCGCAGUCUUGACCGGAGACUGCCAAAUCCCAUUCCAAUCAGCAGAACAAGACACAGCACAUAUUCACCGGAGUCCAAUGAUAAGGACUCCACUAAAGCAGGCUCACCCGACUCUGACUCUUCCUGUCCUUCCUCUCCCAACCCACCCCACUCUCCGUCAGAGAAAUGUGGCACUUUAAACAUGACAAAAAUCACAGAACAUGGAAAGAAGGUCAGGAAGAACUGGACCUCAUAUUGGACAAUUUUGCAGGGUUCUUCACUACUAUUCAAUAAGAGCCAGGGAAGUGGGACUGGUUGGUUUGGAAGAGAACAAAAGCUGGAGUUCAGUGUGGAUUUGAAAGGAGGGUCAGUGGAUUGGGCAACUAAAGACAAAUCUAGCAAGAAACAUGUUCUUGAGCUGAAGACCCGGCAGGGGAUGGAGCUCCUCUUGCAGUCAGAUAAUGAUGGCGUCAUCAAUGAUUGGCAAAAAGCCCUGAAUGAAGCCAUAAACACCCAUGCGUGGGAGUCUGAUGAAGCCAUUGAAGAGGACAUGCCAGAAUCUCCUGACACUGAGAAACAUGACAAAGAAAAAGAGCACAGAGACUCCAAGAAAGGCAGAGCUAUGAAGAACUCAUUCAGCAUGGACAAUUCAGACCAGAAGAAGACCAAGACCAAACUGAAGAAGUUCCUCACACGCAGACCAACUUUACAGUCUGUGAAGGAGAAGGGGUACAUUAAAGAUGUCGUGUUUGGCUCCAGUUUGAGCAGUCUUUGUCAGAGAGAGAAUUCUUCUGUUCCUCUUUUUGUCUGGAUGUGCAUCGAACAAGUGGAAAAAAAUGGGUUGGAAGUGGACGGUUUGUAUAGAGUCAGUGGAAAUUUGGCCAUUAUACAAAAACUGAGAUUUGCUGUCAAUCAUGAUGAACUAGUAGACCUGGAGGACAGCAAAUGGGAGGACAUUCACGUGACCACAGGAGCGCUGAAGAUGUUUUUACGCGAGUUACCUGAACCUCUGUUUACCUAUGCUUUCUUCAACAAUUUCAUCAGUGCUAUAAAAAUGUCAGAUUAUAAGCAGAAAGUUCAAGCUGUUAAGGAUAUAAUAAAGCAGCUGCCAACGCCCAACCAUGACACCAUACAGGUACUCUUCAAACACCUGAAGAACGUGAUACAGCACGUAGACAAGAACAGGAUGACUACUCAGAGUGUGGCAAUCGUGUUCGGCCCAACACUCCUGCGCCCAGAGACAGAGACAGCGAAUAUGGCAGUGCAUAUGAUUUACCAGAACCAGAUUGUUGAGCUCAUUCUUAUGGAAUAUGAGACCAUAUUUGGAAGGUAGGUCACACCCACAGCAGCAACCCUUUGACCAAACUCAAUGGGCCAUGUACUGCUGAAGACCAGCCUGUUCUGGAGAAGCCAAGCUAACUGCACAUUGACUGGCAGUCUGAACACUGGACAUGUUUUGGUACGUUUACAUGAGAGGACCGCCCAUAUUAGAAAAAACUCCACCCUACCCGGCUUCAACAUUGAAAUAAAAGAAAAACACCUUUUCCAGUAUCUUUAUUGGACUAAAUUGUGCAGUUAAGCAUAAUUUCUCAACUGCUUUCUGCUUCCUUGACUGGAUUAAAUACACGUAUAUAAACAUUUGCCACCCAUUGGACUACAUCAUUUUUGGACAAUUUUGUGGACAAAUCAUACUCCAAAUUGGACCAACGAGAGUUUAAAAUGUGAAAACAGCAUUGCUUCGGGGGAGAAAUUUUAAUUUCAUUCUAGGUUUCCGUUCACUUCUAGUACUACAAUUUACAUUAGAUCCGAUUUGGAACAAGAUUUCAUGGAUAUGACUACCAUGAUGGAUAUGGAAUUUAUUCUAGACUGAAAACUCAAAAAUCUCUGUGGCAGUGGAUUGCAUUCUGUUCUAGAAUUCUGGUACUGACUACAGAGAUGGUCCCUGCUGGGAAACACACUGGAGUUACUACGUUUGACUGUCUAGAACACAAAUACACGAUCACAUACACUCCAGGUUUUUUGUCUAAUUUUUUGGGUCUCAGUCUUGAAUUCCUGUUGAUAGUAAAAUAUCAAAGUGAGUUUCUGGAUGUACAGCUGACAACUCAUUCAGUAAGUGUAUGUAAGUUAAAUUUCAGUCUGUGUGAGUUUCCCCUCCGUGGUUCCGUAGAGACACAUCAGAAUGAAUGUGUGCAGGACACAUUUAACCCUGUGAGGACAUUAGACUUGCUACUGUUCCACACCAGACCCAACAGUCACGCAUUGAAAACUGUCAGACUACUGAUUAUUUGGAUAUACCUUGAUCAGGGUACUCGCCGUAUUUACUUUUUUGUGAUUUGAAAUCAAGGCUCUGUGGGACACCCCAUCUGUUCAAUGGGUUGAACUGUUAUAGUCCUUGGUCUUGAUUGUUCAGCUGACAAAUUAAUGUUUCAUAGAUUGUCAAAAUAUGUUAAGACAAAAAAAAAUUUUUUACAAAACAUUCGGGAAAAUAUGGGUUUUGAUAAUUAGACGUGACUUGUGACAUUUAAUCGUUCAAUCCAAUGAACAGACUGUAUAUCUAACCUUCACAGCCUCGUUUUCAAACACAAAAGCUAAUAUGUGGCUUUCACCAUCACUAGGGUUUAUAUACAGUGUGCUGUAUAGAAAAUAUCGUAAAUAUAUUGGUUUGUAUUCCAGUAUUCAAGUUUGUACUUGAAUACUGGACUGCUCUUUGUAAAGAUGAGAGUUUGAUGAUACUGCGUGUAUGUGUAUGUGGUAAGUGAAAAGAGGUAAAAUUGGCACAAUUGUAUUAUAGACAUAUAGUUUAUUAAAAAUUUUUUAAUAAGUAUUCUUAUAUAACCCAGGCAUUGUUAGUUGGUAAAAGCCAUUGAAUGUAAUUCUUUCAACAUUCUGCUGUAUGUUGCAGAGCUUUGUCUUGAUCAGAAUAAAGUUAACAAGGCAAACUUGUCACCAUUUGGGUGUGAGUUUCUACACCAGAGGGCAGCAAAUAACAGGUAAUCACACCACUGUGGUUUUGAUGAUAACAUAUACAAGUUCCGACUUCAAAUUCUGAUUGAAUGGGCUGAUUUGAAAGCUGUUAUUAAAUGCCUGUAAACCCACACCUGUGAUCACACAUUCUAUAUUAAAUGCACAAAGUUGCUAUUUUGCUUGGCAACAGUAAACCCUUAUAGUAAGGAUAUUGAACUAUAUUACUUUCCGGAAGAAUUGUUUAUUCAGAUUAUUAUUCAUGGUAAAUGUAACUGUAAAGAGUAAAUAUACUAUAUCACUGGUAAAUUAAUUGUAACUCAGGCCUUCUCGUUGCUUAUUGUUUUAAUAUUUAAACCUACCAUUGCGUCUUUUACCUGACAAUUAAUUUUAUCACAACACAUUGUAGGGCAGCUGUUUAGUUAAUGUUCUGGUUCAGACUUUUGUUGUGUGUUAAUGUAAACAUGAUUUUUGUUUGUUUUUAUGAACUGAUGAAAGUCAAAAUUAUUAAUCGAUUGUAAUUGAAAACAUUGCACAGAUCAAUGUAGAGCAAUUGUGUUUAAUGUGAAGAAUUAAAAAUAACAUUAAAAACGAAAUAUUGAUCAUCAGUAUUCAUCAAACCUGUUAAAGAAUGAAUAAGUAAUUUGAGAAACAAGCUGGUGCUUAACUUCCUUUAAUUUUAUGGGGAAAUCAUAAAAAGAAACAAAGGAUGAAAAAUCCUACAAAAUAUGGACUUAUCAUAACCUUGUGGAAAAUUUGACAUUUAUACACACAAUGCAAAGUUGGCACAAAUUAAAACAAACGUAGAUAAAAUGGGUUGACUAAUUUUGGUUUCUGAAUGGCAAUUUCAACAACAGUACAACAACAUAAAUUCAUGCUCUUUAUCACAGGUUUAGGGGUCAGUUAAUUACUGUGAAGCUGUUUAAAAAGUUCUACAUUUAACUAAACUCGCAAUGGUUUAAAAUAAUUGCAUGAUGGCCUUCUGACUCGUUCUGUGGUAGUAUAAAAUAAUGUGAAAUUAUAAAACUAAUACUGUCAAGUUCAGCUUUACAUACUGUAUAUCAAGGUUUAAACUCCUUCGUGGCACUGAGAUUAAUUCUAAAAUAUAGAAUUGUUGAAUACAGUAUUGUGUAUUACACAUGAAAUAAAUAAAGCAAUACAAAAAUAAGACAUAUAAAAGGUUCUAAAAAUGAAACACAUUUGUCACUGAUAAUAAUAAUACUGAUGGUAAAAUCAGACACAAUAUACACAUGCAUAAACAAAAAGAAUAACCAAUUAGAAAUACAUUGAAAUGAAUAAUACUGUUGACAUAAUCAACCAUUUUCUUUUUUAUUCUAUACGCCUCGACCAAGUGCUGCUUUCAUCGUGGCCUCCUCUAACCAACAAAAUAGAGAUAUUUGCUUUCCUAUACUCACUAGUGUAUCUUUCCUUUGCAAUCAUUUCACAUGCUGUCUAUAUUUGCCUGCUGUAAAAGUGUAAAUGAUUUUAGUAAUAUUGGGUGACUUUAGGAUGCAAGAAUUUAUUGUAUUUAUGCACCUUCAUAAAUGAGUGAAAACAUUAUCUAAAUGAAUAAAAAGGGUUGGAGGUCUUCAGCUGUACACUCACUUUAUUUAUUCAAUCCUAUACCCCAAUUGUAGCUUGGUGAAAUCAUUUUUAGCUUACUAGUUGUUUGUAAUUCAUUACUUAGGUCAGCUAUUCGUUUUAUCAAAUGGUUUCAAAAACGAGGAUAAUAAAAAAUGGUCUAAAGCAGAAAAUGUUUGGAAUUCUGAAUAAAGAUGUCUUGACAAUUCUUGGCUUGACUUCAUAAAAUUGAUUUCAGAGUGUGAACAGCAAGUACUCCUCACUUCACAAACCAUUAACACUUCUUAACACUGAAAAUCUGUAUGAGCGCCAUGUAAAGCCACUCCCACCAUUUAAUGGUGUGCCAUUUUUAUUAUUACAGGUAGCAUCUUUUGACAUCUUUGCAUCUAAAAUUAUGUUGUUGGGUUCUUGACCAGUGUUUACAUUUUAUCUUAUUUAAGUUAAUGGUCAGUUAACAAAGUCUAAAUUGUCCAGUCUGACUUUGGAGCAGCUAACUAUGUUAAAAUCGGUGAAUGGCACUUACAGCUGGGCGGUCUUGCUUAAGGCUGUGGGUGUGCAGUUCCUUAAGAGCAUCUUCUAUGAACACCAACACACAGACUGACACAUUACAACACAGCCACAUAAAGGUAAAUGAAAUGACAUACAUAAAACUGGCUUAGAGGUUGAGACAACAAACACUUUUCCCUGACUGAUCUUUUUGUUUUUUGAUUUAUCUUACAAUGUCAUGAUUAUGAAAAGUCUCAUAAUAAUUUAAAGAAACAGUCUAUAAAGAUCCAUUCUUUUUCUUUUUCUAAACCGUAACUGGCAAAUAUUGUGGAGUGCUUGUUACAAACAAAAUUAUUAAAAUGAGUAGCUUGUUACAAAUGAUAGUUUAAAUGCCAAUUAAUAUAUUGAUACAUGGCAAAAAGCAUUCCUAUGAAGAUCUCGGUGAGUAAUGAUUCAUUUGAUUUGUUUCUCAACUAUUUCUUAAUCUUUAUAGAUGAGCUCUAAAUAGUGAAGUGCAAUCUAAUUUCAUUCAUAAGGCAGACAAACCGUCAGAUGGCAAAACAAGAGGCAAUACUAACAAGAACCUGCCUGAUUAACAAAAUAAUAAUACUGAAUGGUAUCUUAAACUUGAGGCAUUAAGUAUCCAAGGGUGAAUCUCAUGAAGAAAUGUCUGGGUCAUAUUGCACCCCAAUUAAGAGAAAAAAUAUAAGUUAUAUUUUGUAUAAAGAUAAUAAAGCUUAUUUUUUAGGAUAUUUGUGACAUUUUCUUGACAGUUAAGAACAUUCCCCUCCCAAAUUGUCAUUACUCCAAUGUAGGAAAAUAAAUAAAAUUCUCAUACCCAAUUAGGGAUGUGCAAGAGUAAUCGACUAAUCGAGUACUUGUUCUGCACCUUGUCGACAAGUAAAAAAAAAAUACUUGAACACCACAAAUUGAUUUUCCUUUGCGCAUUUGCCUGCUGUAGGCAACACUAAAUUAUACCUAAAUGAAUAAUUGUAUACUGCACUUUUCUUCUAAAUCUUUCACCAAAUCUCUGAAAAUUGCAUUUAAGUAUUGAGAUUUGUAUUUUUUUUACAGUUGGGAGGGAGACAGGAGUGUGUUUAAUUGUAAUGCCACGUUGCAAAACAUUUUUUAAAUGAUAUUUUUUUGAAAGAUUCACCGCUUUAAGUAAACCAGUUAUACCUGCAGUGCAGAAUUCAGUUUUGUUUCUCAAAACUUUAAAAUACUGUUUUCGUAAACUUCAUUGGCAAUAUAAAGAUAUAGAAAUCUGACUGUACAUACAGUGAAACGAGAGAGCAACAAUAAAAGACGUGAACACUGAUAAACUGACAUACCAAGGGCGGUUCAGUAACAAAUCAAAGCAAAAACAAUUUCGAGUCCUAAGAAGUCUUAGUCAUGUUGUGUGUGUUUUUUUUUCUUCUUCUGUUUUUCCUUGUUAUAGUUGAAUACUUUUUUUUUUAAACAAGGAAAAUAUUGUUUGUAAAUCAGGCACACCUGGGUUUUAUACACAGUAAAGAUCAACCGACAGUUGUAAGUUUAUGAUGAAGAGGUCUUUCUCUCUUUCCUUA
Molecule: messenger RNA, 8001 nt
Organism: Xyrauchen texanus (razorback sucker)
Lineage: Eukaryota; Metazoa; Chordata; Actinopteri; Cypriniformes; Catostomidae
Product: rho GTPase-activating protein 12-like
Exons: 18
Coding region: 249-2741 (830 amino acids)
Biological process (GO): signal transduction; regulation of GTPase activity
Cellular component (GO): cytoplasm
Molecular function (GO): protein binding
Source: RefSeq, a predicted model, not a curated record